Messenger RNA from Oncorhynchus mykiss (rainbow trout), 3046 nucleotides. The record is from RefSeq and is a predicted model, not a curated record. Lineage: Eukaryota; Metazoa; Chordata; Actinopteri; Salmoniformes; Salmonidae.
UUGAGUUAAUACACACGCGCACUGCACAGAGUCGUUCCAGCUAGAAGUAGUAAAUACUUUACCGUAAGUACUGCUGUUUGGUUGGCUAGCGCAAUUGAAUUGUUGUCUAUGAUGAGUACAUUUACAUUAUUUUAUGCAAUAUUGAAACCUGGAGUUCUGUGAUUGAGAAAAUAGACAUAGGACAUGCUUCUACCAUUUUGCACCUUAGGUAUCCUCGUGUCGAUAAUAUUGAUCGCCAUCAUAGUUUUUAACGCAUUGACCUCAAUCAUUACGGUACAAUUCUAUGGUGACGUUCUUUCUGAUUUCGUAGCCACAAUGAAAUAUCAUAAUACGCCACUUGUUCUGUUUAUAAAUGUAAUAUUUGUAGGAUUAAUAGGCCGUCCUUCAGUGUACACUACUGACAGUGUAGUCAGUAGUAUAUAUUGUAACCUAAAUACCUAGCUAGCUACAGUGAGCUAGAACACAAUAAGUAGCUAGCUAGAUUCAUCAGCCGACUGCUAGACAUAGCUACCGCUAACGUUACUGGUUAGUUAGCUAGCUAGUUAAGUUACAGUGAUACCGCCACGUCUUCUUAACCUCCCACUGGGCUACUGAGUGACCAUUUACAAUGGCUGCUGCUAGAAAACGAACGCGAUCAGGCAUCGAAGAUGUGAGAGACAGAAAAGCAAAGGUUAUUAAAGACAGCGGUGAGAAGAGACACAUCGCAGCCCUGAUCCUGGCGAGGGGAGGCAGUAAGGGGAUCCCCCUGAAAAAUAUCAAAAUGCUAGCCGGUGUCCCCCUCAUCGGAUGGGUUCUGAGAGCUGCAGUGGACUCCAAACAGUUUGACAGUGUGUGGGUAUCAACUGACCAUGAUGACAUUGAGAAGGUAGCCACGGCAUGGGGAGCUCAGGUUCACCGCAGGAGCCCAGAGGUGUCCAAAGACUCCUCCAGCUCUCUUGACACCAUCCAGGAAUUCGCCCGAUUAAACCCAGAGGUGGAUGUGAUCUGUCACAUCCAGGCCACGUCUCCCUGCCUGCACCCCUUCCACCUGAAGGAGGCCCUGGAGAUGAUCACCAAGCAGGGCUUCACGUCCGUCUUCUCCGUGGUCCGACGACACCACUUCCGCUGGCAGGAGGUGAAGAAAGGAGGUAGUGUAGCCACCCAGCCUCUCAACCUGGAUCCAUCCAACAGGCCCCGGAGACAGGACUGGGAUGGAGAGCUGUGUGAGAACGGAUCUUUCUAUUUUUCCACCAGAGCCCUUAUAGAGGAAGGUGUUUUGCAGGGGGGGAAGUGGGCUUACUAUGAGAUGCUGCCAGAGUACAGUGUGGAUAUUGAUGUGGAUAUCGACUGGCCCGUGGCAGAACAGAGAGUACUGAGGUUUGGUUACUUUGGCCUGGACAAGCCUGAGGUGGUGCGUCUGCUGCUGUGUAACGUCUCCGGCUGUCUGACUGACGGCCGCGUCCUCAUCUCUGUCUCUGGAGAGGAGAUGGUCUCAGUCAACACCAGAGAUACUAUGGGUAUCCGCAUGCUGCAGAGAGAGGGGGUGGAGGUGAUCUUGAUCUCGUCCGGUGAGGACCCUGUGACCAAGGCCCUGGCUGACAAUCUAUCCCAGAGGACAGGCUGCGAGGUCAGGCAGCUGGGCAAAGACAUCCAGGGUGAGGUCAAAGCCAUGAUGGAUGACAAGGAUCUGGACUGGAAGGAGGUCGCCUAUAUGGGUAAUGAUGCACCAGAUGUUGACUGUCUGAACCUGGCUGGGCUGAGUGCAGUACCCCGGGACGCCCCAGUGGUGGCGAUCAACGCUGCUAAAUACUCCUGCCACAAUGCUGCAGGCCUGGGGGCUGUGAGGGAGUUUUCUGAACACAUCCUGCUGCUCAAGAAGAAGGCCAAGUCUCAGAUGGAACAGGACCGCAUCCACAGAAAUGCAUUCUAAACUCUAGAAUGUGUUCUAAAGUCACAGAAAUACAUUCUAAACUCUAGAAUGUGUUCUAAAGUCACAGAAAUACAUUCUAAACUCUAGAAUGUGUUCUAAAGUCACAGAAAUACAUUCUAAACUCUAGAAUGUGUUCUAAAGUCACAUAAAUACAUUCUAAACUCUAGAAUGUGUUCUAAAGUCACAUAAAUACAUUCUAAACUCGAAUGUGUUCUAAAGUCACAAAGUCACAGAAAUACAUUCUAAACUCUAAAAUGUGUUCUAAAGUAGGGAUAGGCAUUAGAAAUAAUAUCAUGACAUUUUAUCGGAUAUCCAGAUAGUUUUAAUCAUGGACACUUGUUUGCUGUGCAGCCUGCAGGACUCGGGAGAUACUGUGUGGACAGGGACCAGGGGUGUGCGACAAAGGAGGGAGAGAAAAAGUAGCCCCUGACUCGCGCUAGUUAGACACUUGUAAAUGCCAUAGGUUAUCUAUCAUCCAAUAUGGCAGAUUAAACAGCCUAUACUGAAGGUUGCUCAUUGUAGGCUACUCCUCAUUUAGUUGACUUAAUUCUGUCAUUUUAAUUCAACUUUUCUUUCAUUGCUUUGAGAUCUCCCACUUCACGUUGCUACACAUGGAGCCUCUGACUGUAGUGUCAACAACAGCAAGCUAAGUGAAACCUGUGUAGGCUACUGUAUGUAUUUUUAAAACUAUAUUCACAUUAUUAAAUGAAGAAUUCCAAAUGUCAUGAGUGUAGAAAUGUCCCAUAGAUCAUUUUAUUCCGUUAAGAUGAAGCCUUGUCAUUGUUGAAAUAGGCCUGUGUAUACGAAUACUAAUGUCUGUUUGAAUAACUGUGCCCAUUGCUAGUUUUUACAGGUUGUCAGAUCAAGGUAGUUUGGGUUUUAUAUCGCUACAGGUUGUGUUGACAAAAAUGAAUGUCUUUAUUUUAAAUGAAGUAGUAUACAGGAGGCCUUUCAUUUACUUGAGAUUGAUUGUUUUUCUCUCCACUUUUUAAUGUUCUGUCUUAAUUUUGGGGGGAAAGUAUUAGGAUAUUAACAUGGAGUUGCACUGAGAUUCUUGUUGUUUGGGGUGUUUACUUUUGUAUUUUGCCUGCAAUUUGUUUGUCAAAUUAUAUAUGAUCAUAAACGUAAGAAACACUU